Linepithema humile (Argentine ant) is the source of this 2683-nucleotide messenger RNA. RefSeq names its product Prolyl 3-hydroxylase sud1 (gene sud1). Gene Ontology annotation, cellular component: cytoplasm. Gene Ontology annotation, biological process: regulation of translational termination; peptidyl-proline hydroxylation. Gene Ontology annotation, molecular function: L-ascorbic acid binding; iron ion binding; peptidyl-proline dioxygenase activity. The record is from RefSeq and is a predicted model, not a curated record. Lineage: Eukaryota; Metazoa; Arthropoda; Insecta; Hymenoptera; Formicidae.
GUAACGCCGCCAGAUCGCCAGUUGCUGCGUGAUAUCCAGUAAGAUAUCGGAGGAACUGAGAUGCAUGACAAGAGCUGAUAUCAGCUGUUUUCUCUAAAUUCGGAGUCACAAUUUUGUGGAUACACGUAUAAUACAUAGCAUGGCUAACCACGUAAAUCGAAUACAUUGAAUAAAUCGACAAAUAUCGCAUUUAUUCGGCAAGUGCAACGCGUUGCCUAUCCGGAUACCAUCAGCUAUUGCACCGAAAUCGUAAAACACAACACAAAUCUCAUCCGGAAGUCUGCAUCGUUAAAUUGACAUUCAAGAAAGGUUAAGUCGCCGGUUGCAAAUGAUAUCACGUGGAUUCAAGAAUUUAAAAACAAAAACAGGAUAGUAUAGUGUUGAAAAUAAUCAUAAAUCGUAAAAACUUUAAGAUUUCUCACUAAGUAAAUUAGCGGCGUGCGUGAAGGAAAUGUGAUGUGUGAUUGUAGUUUACAUAUCAGAAAAAAAGUUCUGGUACUUUAAAAUAAGAUUAAAGGAUUCUCUUAAGAAGAUAUAAUGAUAACUAUAUAUUUACGUAUAGUCAGUGUUCUGAUCUAAGAAGUUAUAGCUUUAGCGUUAAGAAAAGAGAGGAGAGUGAAUUUAUAGAUUUAUAUAAAUAUAUCGGCAUUUGCAGAUAAAUACUAUAAAUUUUUUAUCGAUUAAACUUAACAAAGAUAGGGAACUAUGGCUUUGACGGAUCAAAAACAUGGCUUGUUCUCGGAGCACAUAUUUGCUCCUAGUUUUCAGGAAGAAUUCAAAAAGCACUGGGACUCUCAAAGCGAUUAUAAAAAUACCAACCUUGAAGUCAUAUCGAAACCCUUUAGAGUCUGUAGAAUAUCAAAUUUCAUAAAAGAAAAAAAGUUUCUGAAAAGCUUGAUAAACGAAUUGAAACAACUUAAUUAUGAACGUCAAUCCCUUGAUUUGUAUCAGUUUUCGCGAAGUGAUGAUCUGUCUGACACCCCUAGCAAUCACAUCCAAACAUUGUACAAAUCUUUUCAGACAGAUCUUGCGUUGUGGAUGGAGCGUAAUACAGACAUUAAGCUAAAUGCAAAUAUCACUAUGUCGAGUGCUUGUUAUUUAGAGACAGACUAUUUAUUAUGUCACGAUGAUAACAUGAUCGACAGAAGAAUAGCUUUUGUAUUAUAUUUGUCGAAAGAUUGGACGGAGGAACACGGAGGCGCGUUAGAUCUUUUUGAUACGGACGAGCGUGGUUCGCCUAAAAACGUUGUGAAAUCAUUAUUUCCGGAAUAUAAUUCUCUUGUCUUCUUCGAAGUUGCGAACAAUUCCUACCAUCAAGUGGCCGAAGUGAACAAAGACGAAUGUAGGUUAUCAAUUAAUGGUUGGUUUCACGGUCCUUUAAAUGAAGAUUACAAACCGUCAAGAUCCAUACCACCAGAGAAUUUUAUAAAACCGAGCGCUGUCGAAACACAACUAAACUCGUGGAUCUCCGAACAUUUCCUAAUACCCAAAAUAAAGGCGCAGAUUCAAGAAGAAGGCGAGAAAGAGUCUUACACAUUUCUAAAAAACUUCCUGAAGAAACCGAUGUAUCAGCAAAUUGCAAAGGACUUGGAAUCGCAGGAUAUCAAGUGGCAGAUGGUUGGUCCCGCCGACAUACGUCGCUACGAGAUAGCUGAUGAACAAACUUUGCCGGUGGCGUUAAAGGAGUUUUUUGAUAUGUUUAAAUCUAUCUCUUUCUGUGAGCUAUUAAAAGACUACACGGCACUGGAUCUGGUACCUAGGAAGAAAACUACAAAACCUAAAAUGACGAUAGAAUUACAGAGAUGGUCGAAGGGCUGUUAUACACUGUUAUACGAUAGAUUUAUGUUGAAAAACAUUACAAAUGCAAAUUCGGCGAAGACUGCUCAACUCGAUGACGAUGACGCGAAUAUCAAAGCAUUGGCGAGUGCCGAAGGAUCGACUUCAAAGUCUUCGACUAGCAAGUGCGAAACCUCGAACGAGGACGACGCCUCAGACAAAAGCGAACUACAUCAAGAAUUGAAGAGGAAAUCGAUCAAUUCUGACACAGAGGGAGAUUCGUCUUGUACAAAAAAGGUUAAGUACUCCGACAUUCAAACCGAUGUCAGCAUAAAGCGUCCACAUAAAGACGAGCAUGACACAGACGUGAAUAAAGCUUUACCAUCUCCGGAGAAGGAACUGUCAGACACGUCGAGUAAUGACGGACGGAAUUCCAUCGACGCACGUUCGGAUACCGAGUACGUACUCGACGUGAUAAUGCAGUUUCACACCACGGAUGACGACGGUGCACCGAAAACGGAAGAUACGAUAGAUUAUGUAGAUGCUGACGAAGAGGGCGGUAUUUUAAUUCAAGUACCGCAAAGGGAUAAUCAUCUUUGUCUGGUUUACAGAUCAUUGAUGAUACAUCGGCUUCAGCGGUAUCUAAAUCAUCACUAUAAAGGUUACGGUUACAAUUUAAUAUGUACAUAUUAUGAGUAGUAUUCGUACCAAGUAUAAUAUUAUCGAUCGUAAAAUCGAUAUUCUGUAAAGAAAAAAGUUAGGAAGGAAUAAAAAAGUCUGUUUUUUAAGUCGCGUGUAACAUAAUUUGUUAUGUUAAAUAUUUUCAAAUCGCGACGUGCAAUAUUUGUUUUGUGAGCGUAGACACAGUGAAAUGUAAAUAUUACAUCUGUAUUUUAAUAAAUUCAUC